Messenger RNA from Sitodiplosis mosellana (orange wheat blossom midge), 6533 nucleotides. RefSeq names its product inositol hexakisphosphate and diphosphoinositol-pentakisphosphate kinase. Gene Ontology annotation, biological process: inositol metabolic process; inositol phosphate biosynthetic process. The record is from RefSeq and is a predicted model, not a curated record. NCBI's taxonomy places the organism in Eukaryota, Metazoa, Arthropoda, Insecta, Diptera, Cecidomyiidae. The transcript is spliced from 23 exons. The coding region runs from base 717 to 6332 and encodes 1871 amino acids. Gene Ontology annotation, molecular function: diphosphoinositol pentakisphosphate kinase activity; 5-diphosphoinositol pentakisphosphate 1-kinase activity; inositol hexakisphosphate kinase activity. Gene Ontology annotation, cellular component: cytosol.
CUGAAAGCGCGCUUGACAUUUUCUAAUCAUGUGUUUUGGUUUUUAGUAUGGGAAAUGGCAUACGAACGGCCGGUCGUUUUGCGAUCUAUCGCGCUAUUUACGUUUCAUUCGGAUCGAAUCGACGAUUUCGUGUAAAAAAAUAUUAUAAAAUAAGAAAUUCCACACAGUAAACAAAUUAAUCAAACAUAACAUCGAGCUAUUGAGAUGAUGAAAUAAGACGACGACAAUGACGACGGAAAAAAACGCUACAAAGAUUACACGCGCGACUAACAAAGAGUAAAUGAAUAUUGCGUAUGAAUAUUGAAAGUGUCCAAAUCGAAAAGAAAUUCAUUGCAUUUUUGUGUGCUACUAGUUAAACCUGAUUCGAGGUGAUACUCGUUUCGCUAUAUGCCACGACUCUAUUUCGACGCCAGUGUAAUUAAUCGGAUUAAAAAAAAUAUUGGUAAAAAAGGAGAACGGUGUAUUGAACAAAACUAGAACAAUUGAUGACGCGAACGGCUUGAUAGCCAAAACGACAAAAAAGAAGAAGAGACAUUGUAAAUGAUAUAUGCGAUAAUGCACAGACAAUUAAGGUGCACCAUUCAAUCAAAAUAGAAAAAAACGGACGGUGACGCACAUGGAAAUUGUGCAAAAGUGAGCAGUGGUGAAGAGAAAACGCGAACAUUUUUUUAUCCUAAAUACUUAGUUGUGUUUAUGCAAAGUGCAUUAAGAAAACAAUGGAAUGGUCGUGGCUAAGGGAUUGGUGGCGAUUAAAAAGACUCCGUCACUCGCAAUUGCGCCAUUCACAUGAAGACAUUUAUUACGGUCAUGACAGUGAAGAAGAAGACGACGAUGAAGAUAUUUGCUAUUGUGAUGAAUGCGUCAAUGGUGACAUUGACCUGUGCGGAGGCGAUCCCAAUGAUGGUAUCGAUUCAGAUUGCAGCGCAUCAUCAAAUUCCGGCAAACAGGUGCUGGUCGGCAUCUGUGCUAUGGCCAAGAAAGCACAAUCUAAACCGAUGACAGAGAUAUUGACACGACUCCGCGAAUUCGAUUACAUUCACAUGAUCGUUUUUGAAGAAGAAGUUAUUUUGAAGGAUCCCGUCGAAAAAUGGCCAAUUUGUGAUUGUUUAGUAUCAUUUCAUUCAAAAGGUUUCCCACUUGAAAAAGCAAUACAGUAUGCACAGCUACGCAAACCGUACGUUAUCAACAAUUUGCACAUGCAAAUCGACAUUCAAGAUCGACGAAAAGUCUAUUCGAUGCUUGAAAGUGUUGGCAUUGAAAUUCCACGUUACGCCGUACUUGAUCGUGAUUCACCCGAUCCAAAACAACACGAAUUAGUCGAAUCCGAGGAUCAUGUUGAAGUAAAUGGAAUUAUAUUUAAUAAACCUUUCGUGGAGAAACCUGUAUCAGCCGAAGAUCACAAUAUUUACAUCUAUUACCCAACGUCAGCGGGUGGUGGAAGUCAACGACUGUUCCGCAAAAUUGGCAGCCGAAGUAGUGUUUAUUCGCCAGAAUCUAGAGUACGCAAGACUGGUUCAUUUAUUUAUGAGGAUUUUAUGCCAACGGAUGGUACCGAUGUUAAAGUCUAUACGGUGGGACCCGAUUAUGCACAUGCGGAGGCUAGGAAAAGCCCAGCACUUGAUGGGAAAGUCGAACGCGAUAGUCAAGGCAAAGAAAUUAGAUACCCAGUCAUUCUGAGCAAUGCGGAAAAACUCAUUUCGCGCAAAGUGUGCAUGGCUUUUAAGCAAACUGUUUGCGGUUUUGAUUUGUUGAGAGCCAAUGGCAAAUCGUUUGUAUGUGAUGUGAAUGGAUUUAGUUUCGUUAAAAAUUCAAAUAAAUACUAUGAUGAUUGCGCCAAAAUUCUCGGCAACAUGAUUCUGCGUGAACUCACUCCAACCUUACACAUUCCAUGGUCGGUUCCAUUCCAAUUGGAUGAUCCGCCAAUCGUUCCAACGACAUUUGGCAAAAUGAUGGAAUUGAGAUGUGUCGUUGCGGUUAUUCGUCACGGUGAUCGUACACCAAAACAGAAAAUGAAAGUUGAAGUCAAACAUCCAAAAUUCUUCGAAAUAUUUGAAAAAUACGACGGUUACAAGCAUGGUCAUAUUAAAUUGAAACGACCCAAACAGCUACAGGAGAUUUUGGAUAUUGCACGAUUUUUGUUGACAGAGAUUCAAACUAAAUCAGCCGAUUCGGAAGUUGAAGAGAAGCAAGGGAAAUUAGAGCAAUUGAAAAGUGUUUUGGAAAUGUAUGGUCAUUUCUCGGGCAUAAAUCGUAAAGUACAAAUGAAGUAUCAGCCGAAAGGAAGACCGAGAGGAUCGAGUUCAGAUGAUGGUAACGGAAAUAGUACUUGUGACACCAAGGGGCCAUCACUCGUUUUAAUCCUUAAAUGGGGUGGAGAGCUAACUCCUGCGGGACGAAUCCAAGCGGAGGAACUCGGAAGAAUAUUUCGAUGUAUGUAUCCAGGUGGUCAGGGUACUUCCAGACAUGAUCAAUCUGGUACACAAGGCUUGGGGCUGCUUCGACUCCAUUCAACGUUCCGUCAUGACCUAAAAAUAUACGCAUCCGAUGAAGGUCGUGUGCAAAUGACGGCGGCCGCUUUUGCAAAAGGGUUAUUAGCUUUAGAAGGUGAAUUGACACCGAUUCUAGUACAAAUGGUUAAAAGUGCUAAUACAAACGGACUGCUGGACAAUGAUUGUGAAUCGAGUAAAGUGCAGAAUAUGGCAAAAAAUCGUUUACACGAGUUAAUGCAAGCCGAUCAUGAUUUCUCGGACGAAGAUAAAAUAGCAAUAAAUCCAACGAAUAGCAUCAGCAUCAAUCAAGCAAUAAACUUCGUGAAAAAUCCAUUUCAAUGUUGCACCCAUGUGCAUGAGCUCAUCAAAUCGUUGCUCACCAUUAUCGGGCUGAAAAAGGAUGACCCGAAAACCCGUGACGCAAUCCUUUACCAUGGCGAAACAUGGGAUUUAAUGUUAAGACGAUGGGGAAAAAUUGAAAAGGACUUUUAUUCCACCAAGAAUAAGUUUGACAUUUCAAAGAUUCCGGAUAUUUACGAUUGCAUAAAGUACGAUCUUCAGCAUAACCAACAUACACUCCAAUACGAACAAGCCGAAGAGCUGUAUUUAUAUGCCAAAUAUUUGGCCGACAUUGUGAUACCGCAAGAAUAUGGAAUCACCAUUCAAGAGAAACUGACAAUUGGAACGGGAAUUUGCACGCCACUAUUGAAAAAAGUGAAAGCCGAUCUGCAGAGGAACAUUGAAGAAGUUGGGAAUGAGAGUGUAAAUCGUUUGAAUCCACGGUAUAGCCAUGGUGUAACUAGCCCCGGGCGACAUGUUCGCACUCGACUCUACUUCACCAGCGAAAGCCACAUUCAUUCUCUGUUGACGGUGCUGCGAUCGGGUGGUUUAGUAGACGUUAUGACUGAUGAACAAUGGCGCAGAGCCAUGGAAUACAUCUCCAUCGUGUCCGAAUUGAAUUAUAUGUCACAAAUUGUUAUCAUGUUGUACGAAGAUCCAACGAAAAACGUGUUAUCAGAAGAACGCUUCCAUGUGGAAUUACACUUCAGUCCGGGUGUUAACUGUUGCGUGCAGAAGAACCUUCCUCCAGGCCCUGGCUUCCGACCACACAGCAGAAAUGAUUCAAUUGCUUCCAAAAAUACGAGUGGCGAAGAUGAUUCAGCGCCGGCUCGAAUCGAAGAGGAAAGUGACAGUCCGAUAGAUGAGCAAAAGAAAACGGUUAAUCAAAAAUCAGUAAUAUUCAACAUUGGUGAUGAAUCGACGGAUAUGCUGGAAAAUCCACCGCGAAUCGUAAGCAAGCACCGUCAUUCACGUGUUUCGAAGCCAAUUCCAAUUGGAAUGCAUCACACUGUAUGCGGAUCGGAAGCGAUCAAUCUGGCAAAACGUUUAACCGAGGAAUUGGCCUCGCAACAGGUGGCUCAAGUUGGUUCAUUAGGCAAUGCUCCGACGAUUGUAUCAGCACAAAACAGUCCCGAAGAGUUGCGAUCACGUUCACUUGAACAGGGUGAAAAAUCCAAAGUAUUCGAUCGUGAUUUUGAUCCGUACAAAGCACUGUCUCAAUCGACUCAAUUAACCGCCGCUUCGACCUAUGAGUCAGCCACGAAUGAGCUACCGCUUUCACUAAUCUCCUUUAUCAAGUGCCCUGAAUCACCCGAACCAGAACUUUUUACUAAAACCACUUUUGACCAUUACGAUUCAAAUGUAGCAUCCAACCAUGAAAUGUCACCAUCGGCUACAAAUGAACGCCCUCUAUCAUGUACAUGCUUACCAAAAUUGCUAACCGACAACGAUGAUCCCGUGCUCACUGCAACGCAAAUGAGUUCAUUUGAUGGUGACACCGAUGAAGAAUUCCAUUUCACCGAACCCGUACUAUCGGCUUCGUGUCCCCUGCCCCAUGGUCAUGGUCACUAUCCAUCCAAUGAAAGCCACAUUUUUUCAGCCGAUUUCAAAGAACGCCUUAACGACUAUCACGCUUUUCGCGAGCAAAAAAAAUCGAAGCCACCGCGCAUUUUUAUUAACGAUGCAUUGCCAAAAAUGUCCGAUUUGAAGGCAAUGCGAAAGGCUAUGCUUAGCAGCGAUGUGGCGACAACAACGGUUGAUUGCGGUGGUAGCGAUAAUAGUUUACCGAAACAUUCGGCCAUUGUUGGACCACGUGAAUUGCAACAUUACUCAAGCAAUUCGCAUGCAUUUUGCAAGCAUCAUGUGCAUAAAAAGCAAAUCGUCACAUCAUCGCCGCAAUUAUCGUCCGAUCCCACUACUUCCAAUUGUAGCCAUGCAUACACAUUAACAAAACAAUCAAAUUUAUCAACCUCUUCUAAUUCUACCGCUUCUAAUAUUGUAACGAAUGUUAAUAACACGACCAUACCUCAUCCGAAUAUCGUAAAAAUACAUAAUUCAGACGCAACACAAACGACACAAUGUUCAACGGGCCGACGGCAAAGGCACAGCAUCGGCCAGAUGGGAUUUUUUAAAAUUAUGGAUAUAGCAGGCGGUUUUGGUAGAAAAAUGGCCAGCACAAAUUCGUUGUUUAGCACGGCGGUCAUUAGCGGAAGCUCAUCGGCACCAAAUUUACAUCAAAUCAAUACGGCAUCACCAUCAGCACUCGAAGGAUUCUUUAGCGGCGUACCUCCGAUCAGGCCACUUGAAACGUUGCACAAUGCAUUGUCGCUGAAGCAAUUGGAUGCGUUUUUGGAGAAAAUGACUACAACAACCAUAUUCAAAACACCAGCCUCGUCACCGCCAAAAUAUCCAUCGACUCCAUUGCUUACACCAACGCAAACGCCGCACAAUUCCCUGACUGAAAAGACGCCUGGCCCGAUGACAUGUUGUUGGAGUGGCCAAUCGAGCAUGACAGGUAGUUUCAGUGCGAUGUCAAGUGGUGGACCGUCAAGCCCCGAAAAUAGUAUUUCAAGGAGCGAAUUGUCGGCCAGCAUCGUUAGUAGCGAGAGCGUAAAUUUGCCGUCCGUGGAUGCGCUUUCGCAAAUGUUUCCAACUUUAGACGGUGAACUUGGAUCCGUUGCGACUCACUUUCGCUUUGAUCAUUUGGUGGCAACAGCUGAAGAGUCAACUGACAUGGAAAAUGAUCUAAAGACACCGUUGCAAAGCAUAAAACAGUUCCCAAUAACAACGGCUCCAGACGAAGAAGACGAUGAUUCAACAAUCUCCACUGAAUGCUCCACCAUCCCAACUGAAACCAAACCAAUCACAAUUCAACACACGGAAGGCGUAAUAAGCACCGCCACGAAGAUGCUGGAAGAAAUAAUCAACAAAAGUUCCCCGAAACAUCGUCCCGAACCGCUUCUAGACAUCACCAAAUGCACAUUACCGCGCAGCACCAAUUUCCAAGUACCAAAACAAACGAGUAUACACGGCAGCGAAUCGACGUCAUCCGUUGGUAGUUCGAGACCAAGUUCGGGUAUGCCACAGUCAGAUUCAGUCAACCGUUUUCCUCGACGCAAUUAUGAAUAUUCACGUUUUAUGUCGGUCGAUCAGCGCUCGAUUUCUGACACCGAAGAUAAUGUUGACAUCGAAUCGGACUAUAUUAAACCGAAUGACAAUAAAACACAAUCUUGUGCGAACAUAAAAUUGUCAUGCACAUUACCACGUUCUCCCGGCGCAAUUGUCGUGAAAGAAAAAUAUAUUGAACUCCCAAAGCAGAGGGCACACAGCAUUCGAACCAGUUCAACGUCGACUAAUCAAGAAGCAGAUAGUUCAAUGAGAUCAAUAUCACUGACGUCAUCAAUGGAAUCGGUGGCACGAUUGCCAAAAACUACGAAGCCCAGAUUCACAACGACCAAAGUCGAUGAAUCACAACUGGGCGCGUCUGUCUUGAAGGAAGUUUAAAUGAAACCAGACAAUAAAAAUUCACGCUAAAUUUCUUUUUCGUUACUAAUAUAUUUUAUUCAACGUCCUUUUUUCUGUUUUCUUGAAGCUAAAUGAUAUUUACAACUUGAAAUGUUACCAUUGUAUUAAUUCGAAAGUAUUAUUCGCUGUUGAAAAUAAAUCGUUAAUGUGCACCACUUUUAAGAAAAAAUAACACACAAA